Messenger RNA from Bombyx mandarina (wild silkworm), 1847 nucleotides. RefSeq lists its product as uncharacterized. The record is from RefSeq and is a predicted model, not a curated record. NCBI's taxonomy places the organism in Eukaryota, Metazoa, Arthropoda, Insecta, Lepidoptera, Bombycidae. Gene Ontology annotation, molecular function: long-chain fatty acid-CoA ligase activity. Gene Ontology annotation, biological process: fatty-acyl-CoA biosynthetic process; long-chain fatty acid metabolic process.
CCUUCGUGAGAUACGCGCGCUUUCACGAUGUCCUCAUCAAAUAUGGCGCGAAAACUUUUAAUACGUAAAUUAAAAAUUGUAAACUUUCAAAGGAGACUGUGCUUAAGUUCUGCAUUUAGGGACUCAGACAAAUUUAUUGUUUCGUCACCGCUUCCCGAUAUUGUUUUGCCGCAGACAAGAUUCAUCGACUAUUUGUGGAAAGAAUCGGGAAGUUACAAAAAUCUAACUGCCAUCGAAAGUUCGGAAACAAAGAAGACGUACACAUACACACAGCUUCAGAGAAACACAUCAGCAUUUGCCACUUCCCUGCUGAAGAAGUUGAAGUUAAAUCAAGGCGAUGUGGUCGCGGUAAUGCUUCCGAACUGUCCCGAGUUUCCUGUCGUUGCUUUCGGGACAAUGCAGGCUGGGUGUAUACUGACAACUGUCAAUCCUCUUUACAAGGAAGCGGACAUCGGUCAUCAAGUGGCAAUAACUGAACCGAAACUGUUCAUCACGGCUGCCGAAUGCUACGAUAACGUGAUGAAAGCUUUGAAAUUCGCUAAAAGCGAUGCCAAAAUAGUCCUGAUCGACGAUCAAAGCUCACCGAUACCUAGCGGCACAAUCAGAUAUUCCGAACUAGCUGAAAAAGCCGAGAUAGAUAACGGUGUUUUAGACAAAAUCGAAAAGAGUGACGACGAUGUUGCGUGCAUACCUUUUUCUAGUGGAACUACGGGUAUGCCUAAAGGUGUAGAGAUCACAUAUAGGAACCUUAUUGCAGGAAUGGUCUGUAUGCAUAUGAAAGAAAACUGUUUUCCUCAGUUGGCGACAGGGUUAUCAAAUCAAGACAUUGUUCCAUGUAUCCUCCCUUUCAUUCACAUAUAUGGCCUCGUGAUAAGUCUAAUGGGGCAUUUGUCUAAAGGCUGCAAACUGGUCACAAUGUCAAAGUUUUCGGCGAAUCUCUUUUUCGAUGUACUGAAGAACCAAGAUGUUAGCUUACUAUACAUAGUGCCUCCUGUAGCGAUAUUGUUGGGUAAGCAUCCAGAUGUACAGGCAGAACAUUUCCGCAAUGUUCGUAAUAUAAUCUGUGGGGCCGCGCCGUUGGCGGCUUCAGAUGUCGACGCCAUAUUGGAAAAGAGUAAAAAAAACAUAGAAUUCAAUCAAGGUUUCGGAGCUACAGAAACAACGUCACUGGGCACGUCGACCUUCAAAGGCUCCACUAAUGUAGACUACUCUGCGUGUGGAAUGCCCAUGGUCAAUUUCAAGCUGAAAUUCGCUGACCCUGUAACUGGUGAACCUAUACCGAUCGGCGAACAAGGCGAAAUGUACAUGAAGAGUCCUACAGUGAUGAAGGGCUAUCACAAGAACCCUGCUGCGACUAAGGAUACAAUCACGGAAGACGGAUAUUUCAAGACCGGUGAUCUCGGAUAUUAUAAGCCGGGCGUUGGUCUGUUCAUCACCGACCGUAUAAAGGAACUCAUUAAGGUGAAGGGUAUGCAGGUAGCCCCCGCCGAGCUGGAGAGUCUCCUCCGCUCUCACCCGGCCGUGGCCGACGCCGCCGUCAUAGGAGUCCCACAUGAGUUCUACGGCGAAACGCCUAAAGCGUUCGUCAUCCGUAAAAACGGUCACGACAUUUCGGAGAAAGAGCUACAAGCCCACGUUGCUAGCAAAGUGGCCGUGUACAAGCAGAUAGAGGAGGUGGCUUUUGUUGAUGCUAUACCAAAGACAGCCUCCGGGAAGAUACUGAGGAAGGACUUGAAGAAGAUGUAUGCGUAGAUCGCAAACAAUACUGUCGCAUAAGGGAAAUGUCCAAGAUUUUAUACUGGUGGUAGGGUCCGCGCGGGUAGGUACCACCGCCCUGCCUAUUUCUG